Molecule: messenger RNA, 900 nt
Organism: Miscanthus lutarioriparius
Lineage: Eukaryota; Viridiplantae; Streptophyta; Magnoliopsida; Poales; Poaceae
Source: the annotation of a GenBank genome assembly
AUGGCGGCUGCAAUAAAGACAACGCUGAAGGGAACACGGCACCGGUGGUGCAGAUGGCAUGGGCUUAGAAAGGCUAAGCAGAAAAUAGGAAUACCAUACUCAAAGAAGAGUGCAUUCAAGAAAAAGUUCAACAGACUUAUAACCGAUGAGAUAUCGCCAAGUGCAUUUGAGAAGAAAUGGCGGGAACUAGUAAAGGAAUACAAGCUCGAGGGAAACAAUUUCAUGAAUCGUGCAUACAAGAUGAGAGGUUUGUGGGCAAAACCGUACUUCAUGGACAUAUUCUGUGCAGGAAUUGAGAAUAUCAAGUGCAGCUGCGGCCUCUAUGAGCAUGCUGGACUACCAUGCAGCCACAGCUUAAAAGGUAAGGAGCUGGUGCAUUUAGACAGGACAGUCGGGACAGAGAUACCAAAGGGAAGUAUACAUCAGAGGUGGACUAAAGAAGCAGGUCCAGAUAUCAAUGCUGGGUCGGGAUGUUCAGUAAUGGAACAAAUAACAGCACAGAGUGAUGAACUGAAGAGGCGAGUCCUUGUAAUGAAAGCACUGGAGCUGUCACGAACUAAAGGGCCGAUCAAUGACGAAGCAUAUAGCGAUGCUCUGCGUGCAAUGGAGAGCAUCGUACCAGUCAGGCAAGCUUCCAUUGAAACGAUCAAUUCAGCUGCUAAUGAUGAGACAUCUAAUGUUUGUGCCCCGUCUCAUGAGUUGACAAUUGCAUGCCCUCCGAGGGCAAAAAGAGCAGGCAGGCCUAGAGACACGUCGCUGAAAUCUUGGAACACACACUACAAUCUAGAAAAGGAAAACAGAAGGAAUGAAGACGAAAAUAUCGCAAAACAAGAUACAAGCGCAGAGGAGAAGAGGCCAUCAAAAACGAGAAGGUUGACUGAUUUAAUGCAGGUUACAUAG